Messenger RNA from Propithecus coquereli (Coquerel's sifaka), 993 nucleotides. It is a transcript of the gene NEUROG1, whose product is annotated as neurogenin 1. Gene Ontology annotation, molecular function: protein dimerization activity. Bases 262 to 993 code for a protein of 243 amino acids. The record is from RefSeq and is a predicted model, not a curated record. NCBI's taxonomy places the organism in Eukaryota, Metazoa, Chordata, Mammalia, Primates, Indriidae. The transcript has a single exon.
GGUGCUCACACGAGCUGAUCUCAUCGCCGGCGACAUCACUCGGGAGACCGGCCGGGCGCGUGGCCCGUGCAGGCGAGGCGAGGAGGCGAGGCCAAGUUCCCCGUGCGCUCCUCAGCCCUCCCAGGCCCUCGCGCCCCCAGCAGGCACAGAGUAACCCCGGGCGGUGACCGUGAGUGCGCCCCGGUGGCCCUGCCCUGUCGGCCCAGGCUCCUGCCCUCCGAGCGCCAUCCCAUCCGUCAGUCGGUUCUGCGCAGCGCCACGAUGCCCGCCCCUCUGGAGACCACCUGCCUCUCAGACCUCGACUGCGCCAGCAGCAGCAGCGACCUGCCGGCUUUCCUCAGCGACGAGGAAGACUGUGCCAGGCUCCCGCCGCCAGCCUCCGCCUCGGGGUCGCCUGCGCCGGCCCGCAGGGGCGCAUCCGGGAACUCGGGCGCCUCCGACGCUCCCGGGGCGCAGGACGACGAGCAGGAGCGGCGGCGGCGCCGGGGCCGGGCGCGCGUGCGCUCAGAGGCGCUGCUGCACUCGCUGCGCAGGAGCCGGCGCGUCAAGGCCAACGACCGCGAGCGCAACCGCAUGCACAACCUGAACGCGGCGCUGGACGCCCUGCGCAGCGUGCUGCCCUCGUUCCCCGACGACACCAAGCUCACCAAGAUCGAGACGCUGCGCUUCGCCUACAACUACAUCUGGGCCCUCGCCGAGACCCUGCGCCUGGCAGAUCAAGCGCUGCCCGGGGGCGCCGCCCGGGAGCGCCUCCUGGCGCCGCAGUGCGCGCCCUGCCUGCCCCGGCCGCCAAGCCCCACCAGCGACGCCGAGUCCUGGGGCUCCGGGGCCGCCGCCUCCCCCUGCGCCGCGGCCGCGUCGCCACUCUCUGACCCCAGUAGCCCCGCCACCUCCGAAGACUUCGCCUACGGCCCGGGCGACCCCCUGUUCUCCUUCCCAGGCCUGCCCAAAGACUUGCUCCACACGACGCCCUGUUUCCUCCCUUACCACUAG